CGGGGAGGCCGCGGCUCCGCCCGGGCCCGUGAGGGGGGCAGUGACCGGGGUGGGCCGGGCUCGUCCCCGGCCUCGCCGGGCGGUCAAAGCGUGCCUGGAGAGUGCGGUAAAGGCAGGGGGUUGUGGUUUGUAAGCUCUCUGGCGUACAGGGCUCGCCGGCGCGCAGUUACGCCGUGGGAGUGGUUGUGUGAAGCGGCGCCCGAGCGCCCCAGCGUCUGUGAGAUGGCUGAAGCAGAAGCUCAGGAAGAAAACUGUGACAAAUCAAUAGAGAUGAUAGAGAAGUGCAACAAAGACUUAGAAACACUUCUGGAGGAAAUGGAAAAAAUAACAGUUCGUGCAGCCUGGAUGACCUACGGCAUCGUAACCAUCCACACCAACCCAGACCUGGCCAGCUCCAUGAAGCACCUGGAAGAUGCCUUCCUGAGGUGCAAAGAACAGGUGGGGAGGAAGUGGCAAGAGGUGCUAAAGGAAUCCAAAGGUGAAGAGGAAUAAACUGAAUUCUCUCGUGCUGGCAGAGCCUUGGGAGAUCGCUCCGUUUAUUUGCCAGCCACGGAGGUUUCACAGCCACUGUGGAAAAGGGAUUGGCUUUCACCGUGCUAAGAACUUACAAGUAAACAUCUAAGGAAGUAUUUAAUGAGAUGACACAGAUAUAUUUAUAUUAUUGAAGGCAAAAGGUAACAGUGUGCUUAUUUCUGUGAGGUCCAUCAGUAACCCCUGCAGUGUUUGCACACACCACUCACACGCCUUCUGUGCCUUUCCUCCUGGAAGUUCACACUCGCUUCAUCCUCAGUAUAACCAGAAUUCUCUGAGACCUGAGCACACUGUGGGUGGGGAGCAGGGCUGGUGUAGUGGACCAUCCCCAUGCCUUUCAAGGAAAACUGAGGAAUUACUUACUUUUCCAAAUGAAAAACAGGUGGCACUCUAGACUGAGUUAGUCGGAUGUAUGAUUGCCAUCCAGGUGUUCAGUUCCAGAGUUUCAUUAUUCAGGUAGCUCAUCUGUAGGUGUUCCAUUUUGUUUCACUGGAUUUUUAACCAUUUCUUUGAACUGGUUUUCCCAGAAAGAUUGUUCUUCUCAAACCCUCUGAAGGGUAGCAUGACUUAAAUAUUUAAGUAAAACGUUUUUACCAUUA
Messenger RNA from Lepidothrix coronata (blue-crowned manakin), 1130 nucleotides. RefSeq names its product synaptonemal complex central element protein 3 (gene SYCE3). The record is from RefSeq and is a predicted model, not a curated record. Lineage: Eukaryota; Metazoa; Chordata; Aves; Passeriformes; Pipridae. Gene Ontology annotation, cellular component: central element. The coding region runs from base 223 to 492 and encodes 89 amino acids. Gene Ontology annotation, biological process: synaptonemal complex assembly; spermatogenesis; reciprocal meiotic recombination. The transcript is spliced from 3 exons.